Parnassius apollo (apollo) is the source of this 588-nucleotide messenger RNA. Lineage: Eukaryota; Metazoa; Arthropoda; Insecta; Lepidoptera; Papilionidae. The record is from the annotation of a GenBank genome assembly.
AUGUUGUUGCAGAAUUUGGUUGAAGUAGAGCUAAUAAGAAACAAUCAGAAAGAAAGUCAAAAAUGUGAAACUGAAAGAGAAACUAAUAAGAAACAAUCGAAAAGAAAGUCAGAGAAAAAAAUUGAAAAAGAAAAGUUAGCAAAAGCAUUUAAAAUGGAAGAUGAAGAUGCAAUUACAGAGAACCUUGAAUUUGUUAACAUUGAUAAAAGGGAAGAAAAUUGUAAUAGCGAAGCUUUACAACAUCGAACUGAGAAUAAUUUAGGUGUAGAAAUAGGUGAACUAGUGAAAGAUAGAGUGGAUGGAGAACUAUUCAUCGGUGAAACAGUUUUAUUCCGAUAUUAUGAAAAAAAAUGUUGGAAAUACUAUAUUGGAGUCAUAAAACUCAUCGAUUUUGAUACAAACAUGUACACAAUAUUUUUUUAUAAAACUGUCAGCAGGAAAGAAAAUUUGAAAUUUAUUGUACCGAAACGUACGGAUAGAGACAUUGUUCCUUAUGUUUCAAUUGUUAAAAAAAUACAGCUUCAAAAACAGGAAAAACCCAACGAAUUUAAAUUAAUGAAUAUGGAAGAUUAUACAUACUUUGAUUAA